Molecule: messenger RNA, 2998 nt
Organism: Diorhabda sublineata
Lineage: Eukaryota; Metazoa; Arthropoda; Insecta; Coleoptera; Chrysomelidae
Gene: Dic1
Product: mitochondrial dicarboxylate carrier
Exons: 7
Coding region: 402-1256 (284 amino acids)
Biological process (GO): phosphate ion transmembrane transport; thiosulfate transport; oxaloacetate transport
Molecular function (GO): sulfate transmembrane transporter activity; succinate transmembrane transporter activity; oxaloacetate transmembrane transporter activity
Source: RefSeq, a predicted model, not a curated record
GUACACAAAAUGUAAGCUUAAAACACACAUUUAACAGAUACUUUAUUAUGAUGAGAGACAUUUGGAUUGCCUGUAAAUUUCGCUAAGGGUAUUGAAAGUCAUCAAUUAACCCUUUUAGUUCAAGUGUCUAAUACUAAAUAAAUAAGGUGAAGAUAUCUAAAAUGAAUUGAAAAAUUCUUACCGGGUAAACACAAUGGUUCAAACUAAUAAUCACAAGUAUUAAUAAAGACACAUUUUAAAAGUAUAAUGAAUUUAUUCUGAGAUGUUGAAUCGUAUGCGACACUCCAAACCGCUAGAAGAUCCAUACUUUUUGUUUAUUCCUGUUUUGGGACCUUCAAAAUCUGGAGAAAAGAAUAGAGAAAACUGCGUCUUAGGUACAGGAAUCAAGUAAACAAUAGAUCAUGAAGAAAAAUCAGGAGAAGUUAUCCAGAUGGUACUUUGGAGGAACAGCAUCCGCAGGUGCUGCCUGUUUUACACAUCCACUGGAUCUUAUAAAAGUACAUUUACAAACACAACAAGAAGGAAAGCUUUCUAUUAUAGGAAUGACCACAAAUAUUAUCAAAAAGCAAGGGAUUUUAGCUUUAUAUGCUGGUCUAUCUGCUUCACUUCUAAGACAGGGAACAUAUUCUACUACUAGGUUUGGUAUGUAUGAAGUGUUGAAGCAGAACACAAGAAGCGAUACAUUCACUUCUAAGAUUGCUAUAGCUGCAUUGGCUGGAGGCGCAGGAGGUAUCGUUGGUACUCCCGCUGAUAUGAUAAACGUCAGAAUGCAAAACGAUAUUAAACUACCCGUAGAAAAACGAAGGAAUUACAAACACGCAAUUGACGGACUCAUACGAGUGUUUAGAGAAGAAGGCCCAAGGAGAUUAUUUUCAGGAGCAACGACAGCAACUACUCGAGCGAUUUUUAUGACAAUUGGACAACUUUCAUUUUAUGAUCAAGUGAAAAUACUAAUGCUAGGAACUCCUUAUUUCAAUGAUAAUGCAGUAACGCAUUUUUUAGCGAGUCUCACAGCGGGGGCAAUUGCAACAACAUUAACACAACCAUUAGAUGUACUGAAGACAAGGUCCAUGAAUGCCAAACCCGGUGAAUUCAAACAUUUGGGAGAAAUAAUUCUUUACACGGCAAAGUUGGGACCAUUGGGAUUUUUCAAAGGAUAUAUACCAGCUUUUGUGAGAUUAGCUCCUCAUACUAUUUUAUUAUUCCUAAUUUUGGAACAAUUGCGGUUAAAUUUUGGAUUUUUACCCCCAGAAUAAUUGGUUUCGCUAGCGUUUGAUGUGAUUGUACUAUAUAAAGUUUUCAUGUCAAAAUGAAUUUAUCUUUAUGAAAGAAUGAAUUAUAUGUUGUAAACAAUAAAAAAAUGUUUAUUUACUAAUUCACUUCAACCACGAUAUACCUUUUUCUUCUUCUUCUCUCUAUAUUGGCCUUUUGUCUGACGACAUGCAGCCAGGAUAUGUUUUCAUUACAUAGUUGGUUAUAAGUGCCUACUGUCUACUUAGAGGGUUAAGUCAUUAGGUAUUUGACUAAGAGUUCAACUGACUUUUACCCUGGAGCCUGAAGCAGCGAAUAUAUAUUAACGGGGGCUUGAUUAUAAUUAAGCAGCUCUUUGUACAAUGCAUCUUUUUGUGAUGAUCUAAUCGUGCAUCCAAGUGUGGUUGAAGUCUCCUAAUUGUCCACAGUAAGGAUCUUCCUUAGCAUUUAUUUUAUAUAGAUGUUGUGGGGUGCUGCAAUGUGUUGAUCUCAUUCUAUUGAUAAUUGUAAUCGCUGUUCUUGUUAGUUUAGCAUUGUUGAACCAUGAAAUUUUCCUAGGCGUAUUUUCUAUAGAGAAGAAAUUUCUUCCUUUGAUUUUGCUAUCACUUCGAUAAAGUUGAGUCAAAUUUUUCCAUAAUUCUUCUUUGAUUCUUGGCCGUAUAUCAACGUAAUGUAAUUUAUAUUCCCUUAUUAAUAAUUCCAUAAUAAUUUGACGUCUUUUCCAUUUUCCAUAUUAGACACGUUUAGUUUUCUGGUAUAUAGAGUGAUAUUAUCUUUUUUGGCCAUUAAAUGAGAAGCAGAUAAUUUUUUAAGGCACUCAUUGAAUCCGAAAAGAUCACAAUUUUAUCCUGCUUUUCGCUACUUUCUGCUAAAGCUUCUUUAAUUGCAAUCAUCUCUGCUGUACAAAUUGGAGUGAGGUUUCCGAUUCUUCGGGCAAUGUUCAUUUUUUGGUUCCUUUGGGUGAUCCCAAUUGCGCAUGCUCCCGAUAUUUUGUCUAGAGAAGCUCCGUGAAAAUUAUAGAAUAUUCAUUGUAUUCCUUCAUUAUUUCUAAAAAUUUUUCAUUGCAGCCUAUUGAGCCCUUAGAAAUGUUGGAAUUUGACCACUCCAGUUUCCGUAUUUGCGGCCAGUGUUUGUAGUUGUAGGGAUAUCCCUCUGUGAUUUCCAGUUUAUCUAUAUAUUCUAGGCUAAAUCUAAACCCUCCAGUAAGUUUAAUGGAGGCCCUUUUCUCCAAAACGUCGGCUCCUCAUUAUAUAAUUGAUAAGACGUGAUCAGUAAUCUUCCUAUCUCAUCAUUUUUCAAUGAUAGUAAUUUAAAACAGAAAUUGAAAUUGAAAUUUGGAUGAUAAAAUUUUAAAAUAUGUCUUAAAUGAACAUUUAAAAUAUUAACGAAGUACGUGAUGGUAUAUAUGAACCAUAAAUAAAGACAUUAGAUUGUUGUAAGAAAAGGAUUCCAGUUAUAAGGAGGAAACGAUAUGGACAUAUGAAAGAAAAAACGGAAAAACAUUUCUCUCCCUUCCGAAGUUUUUUUCAAUUCGCUCUAUUAAAAAGAUUUUUUGAGUUCGCUCUCUUGUUUCAGAAGUAUUUAGCGGUCGAAAGGACUAAGGUGUGUCGUUUUGGGAGAAAAAGUGAAGGAUUAUAGAAUGUCGAAUCCAUCAUAAACUUAAGGUCAGUGAAAUUAUUCAUUGAUAAAAAUCACCGGAACAAUUCUACAAAUGUUGAGGUAUACAUCAAAGUAAAAAAAAAAUAAA